Messenger RNA from Acanthochromis polyacanthus (spiny chromis), 4053 nucleotides. RefSeq names its product metadherin a (gene mtdha). The transcript has 12 exons. Gene Ontology annotation, cellular component: nucleus. The record is from RefSeq and is a predicted model, not a curated record. Gene Ontology annotation, molecular function: transcription coregulator activity. Bases 90 to 1784 code for a protein of 564 amino acids. Gene Ontology annotation, biological process: negative regulation of apoptotic process; regulation of transcription by RNA polymerase II; positive regulation of canonical NF-kappaB signal transduction. Lineage: Eukaryota; Metazoa; Chordata; Actinopteri; Pomacentridae.
AGCAGUCAGAUUAGAUUAGCCACUCCUCCGUUAGCAUACGGAUGCUGGAAAUGAUAGCUAAGAGCUAGUGUUUACGCAUUUUGUGAAAGAUGGCUGGGGACUUGCAAGGUUUUGCGCUGGAAAAAGCCGAGCUGCUUUCCAGCCGUUUGAAGGAGCUCCUGUCUUCGGGCCAGGGAUAUGUUCGGGCUCAGUUCGGUGUGGAUUUGGGUCUGAAGCCCGAGCUGUACCCGACCUGGGUCAUCCUCUCCACGGCGGCGGUGGCUCUGCUGCUGCUGCUCGGUCUGUCCAGGGCCGCUGUCUUCGGCGGGCUGCUCGUCGGGAAAAAGCGGGGAUCCCCGGUCACACCAGGCAGCGGUGAGCCCGGCAAGGCCACCUUUGUUAAAGCAGCCAAGCCAGAAGAACAGAGGAAGAGGAACAAAAAGAAAACGCUUGAAAAGAAAAGUCAGUCCAAUGGACAACCAGUGACUGUGACACAGGAGGAAGUUAAUGUGACUGAAGCAGUUUCCAAGCCUGCAUCGCAGAUUAAAACUGAAAAAGUCCAUGAAGUACAGGCCCCAGUGCAGGUCAAAAAGAACAAGAAGAAAACCAAAGCAGAUGUGAAACCAGUUCAGCAUGUGCCCACAAAUGACGGAAAAGAACCUGAUGAUGGUGCUUGGGAGACAAAAGUCAGUAACCGAGAAAAGAGGCAACAGCGCAGGAAGGAAAAGGGCUCCGAGGACUCCGGCAGUCCAGGAGGUGUGGAAACCUCCAAACCCCAUGUGGAGGCAACGGCACCCACAGCACCUACCAAGAAGAACAGAGGAGGCCAUGAGUCUCUGCAUUCAAGAAGCACUGGAAAGGGGGAUGGAGCUGGUGGAGCUGGUAAAGACAAAGCAAAAAAAUAUUUGUCCUCCACUUGGCGAGAGGAGCCUUCAGUCAAUGGUGGAAGCUGGACUGAUCUCUCCAUGAAGAUCCCAGGUCAGAUGGGCGCUAUGGAGGGAACCAAGUGGAUCCCCACAGCUACUCAUUACAGAACCCAACCUGAGCCUCAACCAUGGGCACAGGAGUCGCAAGCAUGGACUGGAAUUGAUGCCCGGAUAAAGCCUGACCUCAACCCUGUGUCCUUCUCCAUGCUGAGACUGAACCCCUCAGACCCGAUAUCAAACUCAAUUGAGCUGCAGUGGGCGAGCCACGCUAACGUUGAUGAUGAAUGGUCAGGAUUCAACGGUAUGGCAACAGCAGAUCCCAGCUCGGACUGGAAUGCUCCAGUAGAUUACUGGGGAAACUAUGAAGAGCCUCCUGUACUGGUGACACAAGCUCCUCUGCAGAAGGAACAGCCGCUACCCAACAAGGUAUCAGAGGAUGAGAAGGAUGCUGAGGAUCCAUCUGGAGGAGCAGCCAAAACUAAAAAGAAGAGGAAAAAGAAGAAGAAAACAGAAGAGGAAACCGCAUCUGAGGCUCAGACGGUGAGCACAGCGCCGAUCGUCAAUGCAGUGCCCAAACCCCAAGAGCUUCCUGCGUUGUCCAAAAAGCAGAAUACCAGCAUAUCCUCAGCUCAGAAGAAGUCUGAGCAGAUUGUGGAGCCUCCGAAGCCCUCCCAGAAGAAAAAGUCCGAAGAGAAACAUGAAGUCGCUUCACAGGUCCAAACAAAGCAUAUGCAAAUGAUUGUUAGAAGUGUCACAUGCAAUAAUUACAAGGUACAGAGUGUCUUUCUGAGAUACAUUAACAGUUUAUCAAUUACAGAAAUGAAAACAAAGCAAGCAGUAGAUAUCACCUGCUUGGCUAAAUAUAGCGAUGAAAUGUAGUCCUAUGGACUGAAAACUUAACUAAUUUGCACUAUUUGCUACACUGCAACCAGAGUGGAGUUUCAGGUGAGGAGGGCUUUUAGUGGAGGUACAUGUUUAAUGGCAUCAAAGGUGUUUUGUUUUUUUAUUUUUUAUUCCUAAUCCAAGACUGUAUGUAAUUCUUGACCCAAAAUUAUGAAACGGGUUUUAAUUUUAUUUUUACUGUGUGAAACUUUAAGUUGAAAACGAACCAUCCAUGUUUGUUCCCCAGAAUGUUGCACUUUGUUUGCCAUGCUGCUGCCGCUUUAUGAAUUGCUGAAAUGUUCUGGAGCAACGGAUUAAGAAUAGGGGUUUUUCUCAAGAUGAUCUCAGUAUGACACUCACAUGGCCACUGAAAGAUGAAACAGCUGCUUUAAUCCUCCUCCUUCUUCCCAUAUUUGGAAAUGGAGUGUAAAAAUUCAUACUCCUUGUCUACUUUAAAUCGCCAGUAAAUACAUUUAUGAAUAUUUUUUCAUGUUAAUGGUUGUUUUAAUAUGAAAUUCCCUCUCUGUGUUUCUCCAUAAACAAUGGUAGUGCAUGCAACUUUGUUUCUGGGUACAAAAACAGUCUUUAAAAAUAAUACCAAGAAAUGAUUUGCCUGUUCUUAGACUUUAUACUUCAGCCUGAUGGGAUUUUGUUUACGCUGCACAAUGCAGUCAAAUUAACAGAUUCCCACAAUGUCUGUAUGGACAGGAAAGGUGAUGAAUUAUUCACAGCUCUGUCAACAAGUAGAUGGCAUGUGAGUGUUGUGUUAAGAUAGGUUUGUCUGUCCUUUAAUGUCAUAUUAUCUGAAAUCUAUUCAGACGCCAAAUUGCUCGCUGCUUGUAGGACGUGUCGUUUAAGAUGAAUGGCAGCUGUGAUGUGGUCCAUGUCAGUUACAGUGGUGUUUAAAACAGUCAUUCCUGCAGCAUAAACCACCUCUUCACCAUCCAUCCGUUCAAUUGUACAUUCAAAACACUGAAUGUUUUUCUAAAAUAUAGUUAAGUCCACUUCUGACUGUGCCUCUUGGUUUUAGGGGGAUAGUAUGAAGCUGUAGAUUUAGCCUGAUUUUGUUGGAACCAGCUGACCAUUUGAUUAAAAAAUGGAAAGGUCAUAGGUUCUGCUUUUCUUUUUUUGAGGGAUUUUGACAUAAACUGAAUCUGGAUCUACACGAAGGAUUAGUUGGUGUUCCGCUGAGACCACAGUAACUGAUAUGAACCACCAGGAGGCACUGUAAUCUAAAAUGAACAGGUUGUGGGAUUACAACAAGAAGCAGUAGCACUGCUGAGUGUAGUCCGUCUACUUUUGUCAUCAUUAUCACCAUGAGAAUCUUUAUCUUGUUGAUUUUUCUGCACUCCAUGUGUUUUUUUUUUCUUUCAAAGAUCAUUUAUUCCUGUUUUGUGCUAGAAAAAGCCAUGCCAUAUGUACAGAUUGUAAGGGCUUUUUCCAGUUCUGUAAUUGCACUGUGCAAAAAGCUGUAUUGAGUUCCUUUUGAUGUCGAUGAAUUGUUUUUACUAACUUUUGCGGAAUGUGAAAUGUGUAACUUUUUUUAGUUUGUACUUGACUUCCAAGAUUUAUGACGUGGGGGGGGGGUUGUUUUUGACUUAAACUGAGAAUGAAGACGACGUAGAGCAGCUUUAAUUCCACAUCCGAGCUGGUUUUAAACAAGAUAUACACACACAAUUACACAUAUACGAAAGGAAUUUAAUUCCAUUGCCUUAACCUGUAGUUGUAUAGAAAGUGCAUUGGAGCCCUUUUUUAUAGCUUCCAUCCAAUUGCAAGUUUUGAUGUCAGAAUUCCUUUCAUUUUUGCAUGACUUUGAUAAUAGUACUUGUGUACAUGAGAUGAAAUGAUCAAUCUUCUUUGCUUUAACUGUUAGUACUUGGUCCUAGAGUACCUCUCAGUAUAUAUACUGUAAUAGCUUUCUGUAAAGAGACAAAUUGCAGCUUUUUCUGUGGCCAUCCAGUGUAGAGGAAUUUAACAUGUUUUUUUGUUUCUUUUUCUGUGGGCAAAGAGCCUCAUAGUGCAUCAAGGUGUUGAUCAACUGGUGGUGAUAGUUGUUGGUAGACCUGGUAGAUCACAACAGACAAAAACGAUGUGUCACUGUGGCUUCAGGUGCCCUUUUGUUCAGUUUUUUCUGAUGAGUAAAAUUAUUCAAUCAAUGUAUUUAUAUACUUGUCUCUAGGAAUUUUUUUGUGAAUGAUGAGGAGAUACAAAUGAUAUUUCUAUGUUUGUUUGGUAAAGAUGAAAAUUAAAAGAGAAAUGCUUGAUA